CUAUGAGCAGGAGUUGGUUCCGGAGACUCAACCGGAACUAUCCGGCACCAAAAAAGUGCACGCCGGAAGAGCCACAAAGCGAAAGACACUCAAGCGAUGACUGAGGCUGCACAGUUAGUCCAAAAGUGGAUGCCGGAGGAAGAGUGUGUGUUGGUGUUGGCUUGGGUUGACGUCUCCGAGCAUCCUAUCGUUGGUUCGGAGCAAACGAAGGAUGCAAUGUGGGAUCAUAUCGAGAAGAAGUUCUUUAUGGCGAUGAACAAGGACGCCUCGUACCGUACUCGGGACCAACUCACUUCCAAAUGGGGCCACAUGACCGUAAAGUCAGAAAGUUUAUCAGAGUUUACGAGGAAUGCGCCCAGUUUCGAAGGAGCGGGACGAACAACGCCGAUGUUCUCCGGCUUGCCAUGGCCUGGUAUCAAGACGACGGGCACCAAGGCAAGGUAACCAUCGAUCUUUGGAGGAUUUUGAUCCGUUCACCGAAAUCGCAACAACUCAACAAUUUCGACGCUGAAUCCUCAAAAAAAGAUCAUCCGUCAACGCCAAGGUUGAGGUCGAUGACACUAUCGGUUCGUCCGAAGAAAGACCUCCCUUCAACAUUGCAGAUUCCGAUGACGAGGACCUCAUUCCACGGCCGAUUGGAAGAAAGAAGGUCGGACAAUGGUUGAACAACUUCAGAUGUUCAAUAUUCGAGAAGAAGAGAGGGCGAAAAGAAAGCAAGAGAAGGAAGAUAUUGAAAUAAUGGAAACUGACCUUG
This is a messenger RNA of Cuscuta campestris, 754 nucleotides long. NCBI's taxonomy places the organism in Eukaryota, Viridiplantae, Streptophyta, Magnoliopsida, Solanales, Convolvulaceae. The record is from the annotation of a GenBank genome assembly.